Homalodisca vitripennis (glassy-winged sharpshooter) is the source of this 3937-nucleotide messenger RNA. Its product is annotated as TAF5-like RNA polymerase II p300/CBP-associated factor-associated factor 65 kDa subunit 5L. Gene Ontology annotation, molecular function: protein binding; RNA polymerase II general transcription initiation factor activity. The record is from RefSeq and is a predicted model, not a curated record. Bases 266 to 1879 code for a protein of 537 amino acids. NCBI's taxonomy places the organism in Eukaryota, Metazoa, Arthropoda, Insecta, Hemiptera, Cicadellidae. The transcript has 12 exons.
GAAGUAAAGCAGCAGUGACCGUUGUUAGGUAACUUGACCAGGCCGUGGUUGUUGUUAUGUUGAAGGACAAAUUUCGAUAAUUAAAAAUGAAUUGUACUGUAGUUAAUGUUUGUGAUAAUGAUUUCAAAAAACGCUCAGGAAGUGAUAUGGUAAAAAGUGCAGUCAAUUCAUACUUGCGGCGCAGACAUUAUAUGGUAAUUUAAUUUGAUAGGAAACAGAUCACUUCAGGAAAUCAGAUUUGGUUUUAAGUCAAACAUGUAAGCAGAUGACAGUUGCAGCAACAGUGGACAAAGAUGUUUCUAGACUAAACUCAAUAAUAUUUAGCACAAUAAGUAACGACAUUGCCUUAGCUGAACAACAGUUUACCAAAUUAAAGUCAUGGAUCUUGGAACUUCCAGAAGGAAAGUGUCGCCACGAGUUGCAUGCCAUGUUGUUCCCCUUACUCUGUCACUUGUACCUGGAAAUAUUACGCGGAGGUUUAGACAGACAGGCAACGUCCAAGUUUCUCAAACGUCACCAAGAGUUAUUUUUGGGUCAUGAAAAUCACAGAGACAUCAUUGAAGAAUUGUCCUUGGUAUUCACCACCCAGGACAUUGACAGCAAACCACUUAUCAAAGCUUUUAGGUCAUGUAAAUACGAAUUAAAGAUCAGUUCAUCAACAAUGGCUGCACUGCAAAAGUAUCUAGCAACUCAAAGUCAUGUUAUAUUGCUUCAGGUUCUUCAAACGUGGUUUGAUAUUGAAGUGUUAUCCAGUGACAGUGUUUUUGAGAGCGAAGAUUAUGUGCUGGAGGAUUAUGUAGACGAAACAGCAGACUACCUAGAGUCCCUGUAUCAACAAACACAUGACGAUAAGGAAAUGCGUCAUUUACAAGAGAUGAUCAGACAGGUCCGAGCAAGUCCCACUCCACCUCCGCCUCUGUUGCUGUACUCCUUGAAUAAUUCUGAAAGCGUGUGCUGUGCGAAGGUGUCGCGCUCAGGUAAGCUGAUGGCGUCUGGGUACUCGUCAUCACAACUCAAGCUCUGGUCUCUGUCAGAGUCCAAGAUCGGUCCAGCGGCUGGCCACUACUCCACUGUCAAUCUGGCCACCAACACACCUCUUCAGACCCUUACAAUACCAGAACAGAGGUACAGCAAUCUUCGAGGACACUGUGGACCUGUCACAGGGAUUGAGUUCUUGUACGAUGCUGAGGUCCUGCUGUCUGUUUCUCACGACACCACCAUGAGAGCCUGGAGGAUGGCGGACUAUUCACCGGCUGCUAUUUACAGAGGUCACAACUACCCAGUCUGGUCAGUGGCUGUCAGUUCACUGGGGGUCUACAUAGCAACAGGUUCACAAGACUGUACAGCUCGACUGUGGAACCUGGAUCGCACCUAUCCUCUGCGCAUCUUUGCUGGUCACUGCCAGGAUGUCAAUUGCGUACAAUUCCAUCCCAACAGCAGUUACCUGGCAACUGGCUCAGCGGACCGGUCCAUCCGCCUGUGGUCCGUCACAGAUGGCAGCCUGGUGCGAGUGUACGGCAACUCCGGCAGCGUGCUCGCCCUUGCCUUCAGUCCUAAUGGCCAACAUCUUGCUUCUGGUGGAGACGACCGCAGAGUGAGGGUGUGGGAUCUGGCCACAGGAGGAGUGCUGGCAGAGUUGAAGGGUCACUCUGCACCAAUCACAGCCCUCGACUGGAGUAAAGACAGCAGCACUCUGUCCUCAGCAUCACUGGACGGCACCGUGUUCGUGUGGAACUCUGCACUUCACUUCAAGCCCCCUACCAGUGAAACUACGGAGAACCCAGCCAAGUAUACUACAAACUGUUCGACGAUGCUCAGCCUGCAAUGUCUACCUCGAGGGAACUUGGUGGCAGUUGGGACCCAGGGGCCUGUCUCAUAAAAUAUUCACAAGUUGUGUGACAGCAACUGUAUCUUGUUGAUAUGUAUUUGGCAGUUAAUGUACCUGAAAAUGAUUAAUUAAGUUUGACUCUAAGUCCUACCUUGUAUAGUCUCCUAUGUAUCAAGCUGGAUAUAGGGAGUUUUCUUUAUGGGAAUGUUAUAUAUAAACAAAUGUUCUCUUAAGGGGAUUCCAUACUGAGCUUUCCUUUGAAUUUCUUAUAAAUUAUAAAAAGUCAAGCUUAACAUUGUUUACACUACAGAAGGUGAAAAGCGUGUUUUUAUAUAUUUGAGUUCUUAUAGAAAAUUUGGUUUAUGUUGUGACUUUUUGGGUUUUGCCAAAUGUUUUUUGUAAAUAUUUUUGUAGUUAUAAGUUAAAUGUUACGUAUUUGUUGUAAAUAGUUUUAUUGAUGCAGUUAUACAAAGAACAAUAUUUUGAUAUUACUUUAAAAGAAAAACUCAAAUAGUGGAUGAUUUUGAAAUAUUACACUAGUUGUGAGGUUCCACAGAAGAAAGAAUCCAUACUAUGUUUUUGUAGUCUGUAAAUGCUCACUUACAUGAUUAGGCAUUUUUUUGUGCUUUGUAAACAUUAAACAAAAGAACUAAUCUGCCUUUUAAUAAUGCAUUUUUUUAUACUCCUUAUAACGUCUAAUGUUGUUUUUUCUUUAAAUACUAUAGAACCACAAAAAAACAUUGUUUUUAAUGCAGUAUUUUAGUAUGAAAUCCUCUUAAUAUCAGCUGUUAUAUCUGUUACAAGGUCUGAUGUUGCAUGAACCUAGUUCUGACUAACUGUUAAGCUGGUAAUAAGCCUUCAUAAAUAUAUUUGUGUUUUAAUAUAAGGAAAUGUUUAAAUUCAAAAUUAUUUUAUUUUAAUGUCUAGGUGCUCUUUUAAAUUUAUAUUUUCUGUCAAUAAUUUAAAAUUCAGUUUAUUUCUUUAUUUUUACAUUACUUGCUGUAGACUUUCACGUAGUACUCUUAUUCUUUAAAAAAAGUCUAAUUAUUUUUAUACAACAAAUAAGUUUUAUAUUAUGUUUGUCACUUCUGAAAUUGAAACCGUUUUAUUUAAAUGCCAAAAGUCAUUUGUACAGUGUACAAGGGUCGUUCAAUAAAUCCUUCAAAAAGGUAGAGCUCUAAAAAAAAUUAUUUUUGUUACAUAUUUUGUUUUUUAACAUAAUCUUUUUAAGUUCUAUACACAUCUGUUUAAAUGUUUCAUCCAAAAAGUAUGAUGUUGGAUGGUAUUCGAUGUAGGCUUAUUUUUAUUUGAUAGAUGACUUUCUUUGAGGACUUUUUUUUUACUUCUGCGCUUAACCCGUUCAAUAAUGUCGUAUAAUACUCUCCAGGUAUUGUGUUUUUCUUUAUCAAAAUAAUCAAUGUAAAGUGUGUCUGUACACGAUUGUUUAUUCUCCUUUGAAAACAAGCGCAGAACCCAUGUUCCAAGAUUUAUUUCUAAGCCAAUUCCUCGUGUAAAAUUGAUCACGCCACCUUGUGGAACACCUGUGGACACUUUGACCUGUCAAUCACUCAAACCGAAUCUUUGUCACUCAUUUCAAAGGUCACUCACUCCCACGGAACAACCGGAGUGUUGUUUAUCUUUGUGGUUGUACUACCAUGUUUAAACUAAUUUACAUAAUUGUUGCAAACACAAGAGCAAAUAUGUGAACUUCGUUCAAAUCAGUUUUGACCUCCUUUGGUAUUAAGCCAAUUAAAUAUAAAUGUUUAAUCGCCACUAAAAACUCACCUUUUCCCAUUAUUUUUAAUAAACUAAAGUUUGCUGCUUCAGUCAAGUAUUAAAAUGAGGUGGAGUCUAGUGAUACCAUACCUGAUAUGAUACUACCAGCGCUUUAUCUUGGAUUUUCUAUACUUAUUGAACGACCCUUGUACUUGUUAUGAAUACUUUAACUGAAAUGUAAUAUAUAUUAUUGCAUAGAAAAUGAAUGUUGUUAGUCUAUUUAGUAUACAUAGGUUUGUAAUGUCAAAGUUUAUUUUAAUUUGAACAAAUUGGUUUGCAUAUUUACCGUGUAGUAUUAGUUACAACUUGCAAAUAAAAUACUUUUGUACUUUU